UGCUUUGUGCUAGUUCGGGUCCCAUUUUUGACCCAACCCUUGGAACAUUUAAUGGGCCCUACUUGUGAAAAUUGAAAUUAAAUUAUUAAUAUAACGUGUUAAGGGCGGUAUUAUGUCAACGUGUUGACAAAUUAAAACGAUUUAAAUGUGUUAUGGACAUUAUGUAACAUGAUUGGAAUAAGUGUCUGUCAGUUUGUUGCUAGCAAACACUAAAACGAUAACUCUUACCGUUAUAUCAAUAUUGGUCGUUUGACAGCCAUCCCAUUUUUGACCCAACCCUUGGAACAUUUAAUGGGCCCUACUUUGUGCACAUUGCAUGUAAAUGUUUAAUAUAACGCAUCAAGAGAAGUAUUAUGUCAACUUAUUGAUGAAUAAAAACUAUACAAAUGGUUUAAGAUGUUAUCAAAUGUUUUGAUUGAGAUAAAUAACUGUCUGCCCGGUUGUUGCUUUCAAAUACUUACGGUUAACGGUUACCGUUAUAUCACCAUUGUUUGUUUGGCAGCCGUUACUGCAAUGCGUACAAAUGCUGCACUGUCGUUGAAAAAGAGAAAAGUACCACAAACUAGUAAUGUUGUAUUAAAACGUCAAUGAUGUUUGUAUUUAAUUGAUGUUGGUUACAUUUAUAACGGGCCCGUCUCAGUGUAAACGAGAGUAAACGAGAGUACGUGUCCAUGGGCAGGUGAGUUUGGCAAUUUACCUGUCCGAAUACAUUUUUCACUUGUAGCUAUACUUUGUGCAUGCUGCACCUAUUUUAAAUAUUAUUAAAUAUCAACAUAAAGCAUACAACAAUCUGGGUUACUGUAACCAAGGUAACAUGUUAAAUUGAUUUGUUCAUAUUUGGCAAGAAACAUGCUAUACAAUAAUUAUACACUAGACUAGUAGUAGCCCUAGCACAGUGUCAGUGUCAAUAUGUAGACCCCCUUUCAAACCCCUCCUGUAUGUUUGUUUUUUUCUAAAAUGAUUUUACAUACCCCUUGUCAGGCCCAUCAGUACAUCAAUUGUAGAGUCCCCUUUCAAGCCCUUAAUCCACUAUUUUCUGACAUAAUUUAUUUCAAUUGUUUUCCUUAUUAAUUGAACACACCAUUUUACAACUGUGAGAGGAUGAUGUGUACAAACCUUCUUCGAAAAUAAAUAAACCUUUAGUUGACCUCUUGGGGCCACUGGAAUCUUCUUCUUCUGCAUCGUAUUUGACAUUUUCCCACGGUUUUACGACACCGCUAACGUAAGUGAGCGGUAAGAUUUUACUGCAUCACACAUGACAAAGAAGGAAACGUAAAGCGGUCGCAAACAACAAUGGCGGACACGGACAAUUUGCGAAUGAGUUCUGCCUUUUUUUUGGGAGGUGAUUAGUGAUGAACAUGGUAUUGACCCGACUGGUACAUACCACGGUGACAGUGACCUGCAGCUGGACAGGAUCAAUGUCUACUACAAUGAGGCUUCAGGUGGUAAAUAUGUGCCCCGUGCUGUGCUGGUUGAUCUUGAGCCAGGCACCAUGGACUCAGUAAGGUCUGGACCUUUUGGCCAGAUCUUCAGACCAGACAACUUUGUGUUUGGCCAGAGCGGGGCUGGCAACAACUGGGCGAAGGGUCACUACACAGAGGGUGCAGAGCUGGUGGACUCUGUCCUGGAUGUGGUGAGGAAGGAGGCAGAGAGCUGUGACUGCCUUCAGGGCUUCCAGCUCACACACUCCCUGGGUGGUGGUACAGGGUCUGGAAUGGGCACCCUGCUCAUCAGCAAGAUCCGUGAAGAGUACCCUGACCGCAUUAUGAACACCUUCAGCGUGGUGCCUUCCCCCAAAGUAUCAGAUACAGUUGUUGAGCCCUACAACGCCACACUAUCAGUCCAUCAGCUUGUAGAAAACACAGAUGAGACCUUCUGCAUUGACAAUGAAGCCCUGUAUGACAUCUGUUUCCGCACACUCAAGCUCACGACUCCCUCUUACGGUGAUCUGAACCACUUGGUCUCUGCAACCAUGAGCGGCGUCACCACAUGCCUCAGGUUCCCUGGACAGCUCAAUGCUGACCUGCGUAAGCUUGCUGUAAACAUGGUGCCAUUCCCCCGUCUGCACUUCUUCAUGCCAGGCUUCGCCCCCCUCACAAGCAGAGGCAGCCAGCAGUACCGCGCCCUCACUGUGCCCGAGCUCACCCAGCAAAUGUUUGAUGCCAAGAACAUGAUGGCUGCCUGCGACCCACGUCACGGCCGCUACCUCACCGUCGCUGCCAUCUUCCGCGGCCGCAUGUCAAUGAAGGAGGUUGACGAGCAGAUGCUGAACGUGCAGAACAAGAAUAGCAGCUACUUCGUUGAAUGGAUCCCCAACAACGUAAAGACCGCUGUCUGCGACAUUCCUCCCCGUGGCCUCAAGAUGUCUGCCACCUUCAUCGGCAACAGCACGGCCAUCCAGGAGCUGUUCAAGCGCAUCUCUGAGCAGUUCACAGCUAUGUUUAGGCGAAAGGCCUUCCUCCACUGGUACACCGGUGAGGGUAUGGAUGAAAUGGAGUUCACUGAGGCAGAGAGCAACAUGAAUGACUUGGUUUCAGAGUACCAGCAGUACCAGGAUGCCACUGCUGAGGAGGAGGGAGAGUUCGAGGAGGAGGGGGAGGAAGAUCUGGCCUAAUAUCAGUUUCCAAAAAUCUUUUAAAUUAAUGUAAGAGAAAAAUGUACGGUUGCAAUUUCUUUCAGCAUUAUUCAUGCUGUUAAUGUUGGCUAUAACUGUAAUGCUCUUUCACUGUUCUGCUGCUGUUAAUGUUGGCUUCAAAUGUAAUCUUCCAAAUCCUUUCAUUGUUCUGGCUGCUGUUCCGGGUAAUAAAGGUUAAACUGUA
Messenger RNA from Gymnodraco acuticeps, 2819 nucleotides. Its product is annotated as tubulin beta chain. The record is from RefSeq and is a predicted model, not a curated record. Gene Ontology annotation, biological process: microtubule cytoskeleton organization; mitotic cell cycle. Lineage: Eukaryota; Metazoa; Chordata; Actinopteri; Perciformes; Bathydraconidae. Bases 1493 to 2614 code for a protein of 373 amino acids. The transcript has 4 exons. Gene Ontology annotation, cellular component: cytoplasm; microtubule. Gene Ontology annotation, molecular function: structural constituent of cytoskeleton; GTPase activity; GTP binding.